Jaminaea rosea is the source of this 1516-nucleotide messenger RNA. Its product is annotated as putative tryptophan--tRNA ligase. Gene Ontology annotation, cellular component: cytoplasm. NCBI's taxonomy places the organism in Eukaryota, Fungi, Basidiomycota, Exobasidiomycetes, Microstromatales. The record is from RefSeq and is a predicted model, not a curated record. The transcript is spliced from 5 exons. Gene Ontology annotation, biological process: tryptophanyl-tRNA aminoacylation. Bases 22 to 1389 code for a protein of 455 amino acids. Gene Ontology annotation, molecular function: tryptophan-tRNA ligase activity; ATP binding.
CCAACACUCAUCCACCCAAUCAUGGCCGCUCAGGACCUCUCACAGAAGAUGGCCGAUCUGGCCGCAGCCGACGAUCCGCAAGCCACUCCGUCAGCCUCGAAGUCAGCGCAAGAACAAAAGGUCACGCCCUGGGACGUGAGCGGCGCAGCAGGGGCAGACGGUAAAGUCCAGGCAAUCGACUACGACAAGCUCAUCAACGAGUUUGGUACUCGCCACAUCACGCCCGAGCUGCUCGAACGAUUCGAGAAGGUGACGGGACAUCGCCCUCAUCCCUUGCUCAGGCGCGGGUCCUUCUUUUCGCAUCGAGAAUUGGAUGCCAUCCUAACGCGGUAUGAGCAGGGAAAGGAGUUCUACCUGUACACGGGGCGCGGGCCGAGUAGUGACACCAUGCACAUGGGCCACUUGAUCCCAUUCUUGUUCACCAAAUGGCUCCAGGACGUCUUCGACGUACCGCUCGUCGUGCAACUCACCGAUGACGAGAAGUUCCUCUUUCGUCCUGGACUCACUCUCAAGGACGUCAGGCGGUUUGCGUUUGAGAAUGCGAGGGACGUCAUUGCGUGCGGGUUCAGGCUGGACAAGACGUUCAUUUUCAACGACCUCGAUUACAUGGGCGGCCCCUUCUAUCACAACGUCUGCACCAUCUCUCGAGCCAUUACCACGAGCCAGUCCAAGGGAACAUUCGGCUUCAACGACUCCGACUCGGUGGGCAAGCUCCACUUCGUCAGCAUCCAAGCCGCCCCCUCCUUCUCCUCCUCCUUCCCUCAGAUCUUCGGAGAACGCAGCGACGUCCCCUGCCUGAUCCCAUGCGCCAUCGAUCAAGACCCCUACUUUCGCCAAACACGAGACGUGGCUGGUCGUCUAAAGCUUCCUCGCCCCUCGUUGAUCCACGCCAAGUUCUUCCCUGCGCUCCAAGGCCCGGGAACAAAGAUGAGCGCCUCGAACCCAAACAGUAAUAUCGCCAUGACCGAUACGGCUAAGCAGAUCAAGGACAAGAUUAACAAGCACGCCUUCUCGGGCGGAAGGGAUACACUUGAGGAGCACAAGAGGCUAGGUGGGAACCCGGAUGUGGAUGUUGCGUACCAGUACAUGGGCUUCUUCCUUGACGAUGAUGAGGAGAUGGAGCGCACGGCGCAGCAGUACAGGAGUGGAGAGUUGACCAGCGGAGAGAUGAAGAAGAAGUGCAUCGCCGUGCUGCAGGCUGUGGUCAAAGGAUUCCAGGAGCGCAAGGCCGCCAUUAGUGACGAUGUGGUUCGGCAGUUCAUGGAUCGUGAGCGCAGGAUCGAUCCGCGUGUUAAGCCGAGAGGGGAGAAGAAGGGAGACGUGCCGGUUGUGGGGACGACGGUGGGGAGCGUUGGGGAGGCGGUCAAGAAGGUCGAGGAGAGCAAGUGAGCGCGGCGGGAGGGAGUGUGUUAGAGGAUCCAUUGCAUUGUUAAUGCUAGACGUGCGCAGAGCAGUCGUGAACCUCACCCCCUACCCAUCGUAGGCGUGAGCAUGCCAGCCACGUGGCCCCCUUCGC